Osmerus eperlanus (European smelt) is the source of this 917-nucleotide messenger RNA. RefSeq names its product cilia- and flagella-associated protein 20-like. Bases 268 to 849 code for a protein of 193 amino acids. The transcript is spliced from 5 exons. Gene Ontology annotation, cellular component: motile cilium; ciliary basal body. Lineage: Eukaryota; Metazoa; Chordata; Actinopteri; Osmeriformes; Osmeridae. Gene Ontology annotation, biological process: regulation of cilium beat frequency involved in ciliary motility; positive regulation of cell motility; cilium assembly. The record is from RefSeq and is a predicted model, not a curated record.
GCCUUUAGCGGCCUCCCGAGCCAACACUUUAUGGUCAGAUGCAUGUUACCAUGGCACCUAAACAACAUAAUCCCACGCAAACGACGCACUCAAGAGUUUAUCCGAGAAAUGUGGAUGUUUGCGUGUUUUAUUAUUAUUCAAAUAUUCCAAAUACGUAUUUAAAUUGUAUUUUCUAUACGUUUUGAGGUUAUUUGUUUGUGUUUAGUUAUAAGGUUGAUAGGAAUGUUUUGGCAGUAAGUCAAUUUUGAUCAACACUUCGACUCCACGAUGUUUAAAAACACAUUUCAAAGUGGAUUUCUAUCCAUUCUCUAUAGUAUUGGUAGUAAGCCGUUGCAGAUAUGGAAUACAAAGGUGCGAAAUGGCCAUAUCAAGAGAAUUACAGAUAAUGACAUUCAGUCUUUGGUUCUUGAGAUUGAGGGAACUAAUGUCAGCACCACAUACAUCACCUGCCCAUCUGAUCCAAAGAAAACCCUUGGCAUCAAACUGCCCUUUCUUGUCAUGAUCAUCAAGAACUUGAAGAAAUACUUCACUUUCGAAGUUCAGGUCCUGGAUGAUAAAAAUGUGCGGCGUCGGUUUCGGGCCAGCAACUACCAAAGCAUGACCCGGGUCAAACCCUUCAUCUGCACCAUGCCCAUGAGGCUUGACGACGGCUGGAACCAGAUCCAGUUCAACCUGUCGGACUUCACCCGCAGGGCCUACGGCACCAACUACAUCGAGACCUUGAGGGUCCAGAUCCACGCAAACUGCCGUAUUCGGCGAGUGUACUUCUCUGACCGCCUCUACUCUGAGGACGAGCUGCCUGCAGAGUUCAAGCUCUACCUGCCCGUCCAGAACAAGAUCAAGGCAUGAGACCGAGCCAACUCAGUCACACACAUACCAGAAAUAAAGCUACUUUCAAUUUUGUGGAAUGCCUCAAU